GUGUGUAUAUGUGUGUUAAACACACUAACACACACACAUGUGUAUAUAUACACAUUCCAUUAUUUUUUUCGCCUCCAAAAAAAUUCUCGUCAGUGUACCUCUAAGAAGCGUAUACCGUGAAUACAUGAUUGACGGGGGAGAAAAAAUAAUAGGAGGUUCCCUGUGGUAAAUAUCAAUAAUGAUAGUAAUAAUGAUGAUGAUGAAUGCCGUCUAGCAAGAACAACAACAACGACAUCAACAACAACAAAUGAAGAAAAAGACAAGAAAAUAAGCGGUCCGAAUGACAUUGUACACUAUUCAAUGAUUUCGUGUAUAUAAAACGAACCAUCCUUUCGGUCAAAGGACAUAUUCAUAAAGGUAUAUUGAUAAAGCUAUUGUGUGCCAUUGGGAAACUUUGAAGAAAAAUAGAAAAUAGAAAAAAGGAAAAAAUCCUGUUUGGGAAUUAUUUCAGAGGAACGCAUCAUAAAAGCUAAAAAAAAAAAUGUCUGAAAAGGAACCCAGUGAAGUGGUGGAAUCAGAAUCUGCCGAAAAUCUAGAAUCAGAAACUGUGGAGGGUCAGGGAUUAAAGGUCACUGAAAGUGCAGAAUCUGAAUCGGAAAAAAAUGCUGAAACGCAAUCAGAAGAGAACUUUGAUUUAGAGUUUGAAAAAAUACUAGAAACGUUAGGAGAAGAAACAACCAAAACGGAAGAGGAAGCGAAACAAAAAGAGGAAAUAAAGGCGAAACAAAAAGAAGGAAUAAAGGCAAAACAAAAAGAAGGAAUAAAGGCAAAACCGGGAGUGAAAACAGCAGCAAAACCAGAAGUGAAAACGGAAGCAAAGCAAAAUGGGAAGACAAAUGCCAAACCAAAAGCAGCAACAGAAGCAAAACUAGAAGCAGAAACGGAAUCAAAAUCCGAAAUGGAUUCAAAAUCAGUUUCGGAAACGGAAUCAAAGCCAGAAGUGGAAACAGAAUCAAAGCCAGAAGUGGAAAUGGAAUCAAAACCUGAAAAGGAACUCCAAAAAGACACAAAAGUCAUAUCUUCUAAACGUUAUCUGUUAACCGGCAUAAACCACCCAUACUGUAAUAUUAUAUACAACCGGAAGACUAAUGAUUGUCUCCAAUACAAUUAUCCAUCUCACUGUCACUUCCCUCACUCUCAUCGCUUCAAAUUCACCAACUGUCCGCACUAUAACAAUUACCUGUGUUCCUGGUUGCCCCAUAAAUGCUUCCCUUGUUACAAUGUUAUAUAUGAACAGUUCUCCCACGAUUGUCUCCCCUGUCAUGAUGUCCUACACAACCUUAUCUCGCAAUGCCGUCGCCCAUGCCAUGACCUAUCCUCCUGCGAUUACUCAUGCUGCUACCACCACAACGCCCACCACCACCACCACCACCACCACAACCCCUACAACCACUACCACCACCACAACCCCUACAACCACUACCACCACCACAACCCCUAUAACCACUACCACCACCACAACCCCUACCACCACUACCACCACCACAACCCCUACCACCACUACCACUACCAACACCGCCCGCAUCAACAUCACCAACAUCACUGUUACUACCAUCAUUGGUAAUAAUCUUACAACCGGAUGUCAAACAACUUGAAGCCAAAUCCCCGACCAUUUUUAACCGGAACCUAUCCAUCAACCAGUGACCAUGCUACUUCCACCACAGGUUAAUAUCCCUUCAAUAAUACAAAGUAUAUGAUAUACAAUAUAUACAAAUAUAAAUAUUUAUCUUAUACAUAUAUUCAAUAACAAGCAGUUGAUAAUGGUUUAUGUAUGUGUGUGUAUAAACAUAUAUAUAUAUCAAAGAUAUACAUUUACACACACACACAAUAUACUAGCAGAAAUACCUGGCAUGGCCCGGGUUAAAGAGAAUAAUGGAA
Molecule: messenger RNA, 1878 nt
Organism: Octopus bimaculoides (California two-spot octopus)
Lineage: Eukaryota; Metazoa; Mollusca; Cephalopoda; Octopoda; Octopodidae
Source: RefSeq, a predicted model, not a curated record